AUGAAGACCAAAAUUAUUAAUGAUUUAAAGACCAUAGUUAAUAAUGAUAUAAGGAAUAAUUUGAAACAUACAGAUGAUAAGAAAGAAUUAUCAAUAAAACUAUCCAAUAUUAUUAAAAAUCAUAUAAAAACCUUAACAUCUAAUGAAUAUAAAAUCAUUGUUGAAAUUUUUCUUAAUGAUAAUAAAGAUCAAGGAGUAAAUAUUUCGACUAGAUUGUUUUAUAACAAACAUACCGAUUUUUUUUUUAAGGAAACAAUAGUUAAUGACAACACUUAUUGUUUUAUAGUCGUUUAUUUAAUACAUAUAUAA
Plasmodium adleri (nom. inval.) is the source of this 309-nucleotide messenger RNA. Its product is annotated as dynein light chain, putative. The transcript is spliced from 4 exons. Bases 1 to 309 code for a protein of 102 amino acids. The record is from RefSeq and is a predicted model, not a curated record. NCBI's taxonomy places the organism in Eukaryota, Apicomplexa, Aconoidasida, Haemosporida, Plasmodiidae.